AUGCUGUCUGAAACUACCCCUAUCCGGGUCUUGACACACAACAUCCGAUAUGCCACCUCAUCCCCUUUCCAAGGCGAACGACCCUGGGCCGAGCGCAAACAGUUGCUAGUGAAUGAAUUGGAAUACGAGACUCGUCAUUGCGGAGAGAGCUUCAUCUGUUUACAAGAGGUUCUCCACAAUCAACUCGGGGAUGUUCUAGCUGGGCUGAACCAGGACGCGGAUGCCAAAACACCGGAAUGGGAGUAUAUCGGGGUCGGCAGAGACGAUGGCCACGAGGCUGGGGAGUACUCACCGAUCUUCUACCGACCGUCAUUUUGGGAACUGAAACACUGGGAAACUGUGUGGCUAUCCAAGACACCCGAUAUACCCUCCAAAAGCUGGGACGCAUCCUCCAUCCGCAUUGUCACCAUUGGCGUCUUCACCCACCGAGCAAGUGGGAACACGGUCCUUGCCAUGAACACCCAUCUGGAUGAUCAAGGGUCCCGCUCGAGACUUGAAGCUGCACGUAUCAUCGCAGGCAAGAUAUCGGAAUACAGCCAGAACAAGUUCGCAAAGCUCAUCUCGGGCACUUUCUUGGCUGGAGAUUUCAACAGCGAGGAGAACCAGGAAGCUUACCAAGAGUUGACGAAGAGCUUGCUUGAUACAUAUAAAGAAGUUGACGGUUCGAGACGAUAUGGUAAUUACAUCACUUGGACUGGGUUUGGGCAUGACAAGGAGCCGGCCUCGCGUAUUGACUAUGUUCUGGUGAGACCUGCCGGGACCCAAGGGCAGAAACUGAAAGUCGUUGGUUAUGCAGCGCUGGGUAACCAGUUUGAUGACGGUGUGUUAUGCUCGGAUCACCGUGCUGUCGUCGUGGAUUUGGCACUUUCGAAGUGA
Molecule: messenger RNA, 876 nt
Organism: Penicillium bovifimosum
Lineage: Eukaryota; Fungi; Ascomycota; Eurotiomycetes; Eurotiales; Aspergillaceae
Product: endonuclease/exonuclease/phosphatase family protein
Exons: 1
Coding region: 1-876 (291 amino acids)
Molecular function (GO): 3'-5'-RNA exonuclease activity
Source: RefSeq, a predicted model, not a curated record